GGUCGAAGCCAGAUCCCCGUAGUCCUCAGAGACGUCAGGCUGCAGCACUCGCUCCGCUCCGCUCCGCGUCCUCAGCCCGCGCUCGCGCCUCCCGUUGGAGCACCGCAACCCCCUCCGCCCCCCAAGCAGGCGAAAAGUCGCUGGGGGUCCAGCCGGGACUGUCUAGCCCUCCUCCUCCUCUCACCUCCGCUCACCUCUCCGCCCUCCCGUCUCCUCUCGAGUAAGGGGCGGCGGAUGAAGUGAGACGAUGGUCAUCCGAGUGUUCAUCGCCUCCUCCUCCGGCUUUGUGGCGAUAAAGAAGAAACAGCAAGAUGUAGUUCGUUUUCUGGAAGCCAACAAGAUAGAAUUUGAGGAGGUAGACAUCACAAUGUCAGAGGAGCAAAGACAGUGGAUGUACAAGAACAUUCCUCCAGAAAAAAAACCAGCUCAGGGCAAUCCAACUCCACCACAGAUAUUCAAUGGAGAUCGAUACUGUGGUGAUUAUGACAGCUUUUUCGAAUCAAAGGAAAGCAACACAGUCUUUUCAUUCUUAGGCCUGAAAGCAAGAUUGCCAUCAAAGGCAGAGCCCUAAGAGUGGAAAGAAAACUUAAGAGGGCAGAAGCACAUUUGGAAGAGCAAGUGUGGUGCUCAGCAAACAGCUGCUUACCUAAUGGAUCACUGUGAUAAAGGCCACGUGCAUCAUCAGCACUUUGCUUGCCACUGAAGAAGUGCUUUCCAAAGAUGUGGGACCACUGGGCAUUACAAAAAUCUAUAAAUCAAAUUGGCCAUAU
Molecule: messenger RNA, 770 nt
Organism: Trichosurus vulpecula (common brushtail)
Lineage: Eukaryota; Metazoa; Chordata; Mammalia; Diprotodontia; Phalangeridae
Gene: SH3BGRL2
Product: SH3 domain binding glutamate rich protein like 2
Exons: 4
Coding region: 248-571 (107 amino acids)
Cellular component (GO): cytoplasm
Source: RefSeq, a predicted model, not a curated record